Messenger RNA from Symphalangus syndactylus (siamang), 5084 nucleotides. Its product is annotated as protein strawberry notch homolog 2-like. The record is from RefSeq and is a predicted model, not a curated record. NCBI's taxonomy places the organism in Eukaryota, Metazoa, Chordata, Mammalia, Primates, Hylobatidae.
CAGAGAUCGAGCCCACGCCUCUUCCUGGCUCACUUGGUGACUUCAGGGCUGCUCCUGAACAGUUCGUGCCUCAGUUUCCUCUCUCGUGAAAUGCAGAUCAUGAUGCUGCCGCCACCACCGCCACCACGGAGCGAGAAGCCCAGAUAGACACCCCGGCGGCCCCGGGUCCCAGAGCCCCGCUGCCUGCUGCCCGGCCAAGGACCCCACCCUGCCUGCCGCCCGAUGCUUGCAGUAGGGCCCGCCAUGGACAGGGAUUGCCCGCAGCACGAACCCCCGCGGGCGGGUAGCCUCCUGUACAGCCCGCUGCCCCUGCAGAGCGCCAUGCUGCACUGCCCCUACUGGAACACCUUCUCGCUGCCGCCGUACCCUGCCUUCUCCAGCGACAGCCGCCCGUUCAUGAGCUCUGCUUCCUUCCUCGGGAGCCAGCCCUGCCCAGACACCAGCUAUGCCCCCGUGGCCACCGCCUCCAGCUUGCCACCAAAGACCUGCGACUUUGCUCAGAGUCUCGAUCUGUUGUCCAGGCUGGAGUGCAGUGAUGCAAUCUUGGCUCACAGCAACCUCCACCUCCUAGGUUCCAGUGAUUCUCCUGCUUUAGCCUCCUGAGUAGCUAGGAUUACAGGCACCUGCCACCAUGCCCAGCUAAUGUUUGUAUUUUUAGUGGAGAGGAGGUUUCACCCGUGUUGGCCAGGCUGGUCUCAAACUCCCAACCUCAGGUGAUCCACCUGCCUCAGCCUCCCAAAGUGCUAUGAUUACUGGUGAGCCACUGCCCUGGUCUUGAAGGUAGAAUUUUAUAUUCAGCCAAAUUAUCAUACAAAUGGGAGAGAGUGAUGGGAAAAAUCACCUGCAUUCAAGGGCUCAGAGCACUUGCCACACACAGAUGCACAUUAAAAACACUUUCAGAAGAAGAUCUCAGAAAAUGAAAGGAAAACAACCCAGGCAGUGCAGCAGGAGGCAUACAGGAAGAAGAGAGUAGACAGUCAUCAAAGAAAACUAAAAAGAGAGAUGAUAUUGCUUUCAAAACAAUCCUGGUUUAAAACUAUAUUUGUUCUAUACACCUUCCACAGUGGCACAUGAAUGUGUGUAUGAGUGUUGGGGGGGAUAAAUUAACUGGGCAGGAGAGUAAUGCUGAACCAGUUGCAUUAUUUUAUAUUAUUAUUAUUUUUUUUUUGAGAUGGAGUCUCACUCUAUCGCCGAGGCUGGAGUACAGUGGUGUAAUCUUGGCUCACAGCAGCCUCUGCCUCUUGGGUUCCAGAGAUUCUCCUGCCUCAGCCUCCAGGGUAGCUGGGAUUAUAAGCACAUGCCACCACGCCUGGCUAAUUUUUUUUUUUUUUUUUUUGAGACGGAGUCUUGCUCUGUUGCCCAGGCUGGAGUACAGUGGUGCCAUCUCGGCUCACUGCAAGCUCCACCUCCAGGGUUCAUGCCACUCUCCUGCAUCAGCCUCCCGAAUAGCUGGGACUACAGGCACCUGCCACCAUGCCUGGCUAAUUUUUUUGUAUUUUUUAGUAGAGAUGGGGUUUCAGCGUGUUAGCCAGGAUGGUCUCCAUCUCCUGACCUCGUGAUCUGCCCACCUUGGCCUCCCAAAGUGCUGGGAUUACAGGUGUGAGCCACCGUGCACAGCCAAUUUUUGUAUUUUUAGUAGAGAUGGGGUUUCAACAUGUUGGCCAGGAUGGUCUCGAACUCCUGACCUCAAGUGAUUCACCCACCUCAGCCUCCCAAAGUGCUGAGAUUAUAGGCGUGAGCCACUGUGCCUGGCCUGUACUGGCUGCAUUAUUAAGGGAAAUAUAUAUGCUAAAAAAUGUAAGAAAGCAAUUGGAAUAAAAAGUGAGGAAUUUGAUGCAACUACCAUAAGAAUAAAAAUAGAAUCUAUGUAUAAUUGUUUUUAUUUAGAAAAAAAUAUUUUUCCUUUACUUCUUGACAAUUUUUCAACAAGAGCUGAGUUGCCUACAUUCCAUGUUGCUCUCUUGGAGUGGGAAGAAAUCUGUCUUCAAAACAGCAUGAGAGCCAACUGGAAUCUGCAUGGUGUGUGAACAAGACAGGUAACAAUAGAAAAAGAAAGCCCAGGCUGGCCACUUAGCGUAGCUCAUCUUGGAUGCCUCCAAACACAUCUUAAAUGUGCUCAACUUAGCUAGAAUUGCAUUAAACGACACAGGAUAAGAGAUGAAAUCAUGUUUGAGCUCUGCUUGUAAUCAGAAUGCUGGAAGGGACAGCUGAAAUCUCCUCCCCCAACUGCCACCAUGGAGGGAACUAGGGCAUGUGAAGGAAGGCAACCACCAAUGUCACACAGGUAGCUAAUUUGGUGGCAGACCUAGGUCCCUGGACACCUCGAUAUUUCACCGAGCUGUCUGUCAGUGGUGUUGGAUGAAACAUCCAAAGUAAUAUUCUCAACAGCAUGCCUCACCUCCCAAGUAUUUCACAAAUAUUAUCCAAGGAUGAUUUAUUAAGAGUGAGAAUAGUAUCUGUGAUUGUUAACUGCCUUAAACCCCCACAUCCUGUUCAUGUUACUGGCACCUGCCUUUGAUACCGUAUUCAUAGCAAUGUACAAAUAUUGUAAACACUCUGCUGACCCAGGGGUUUUCUUGCCAUUGGCUAACGGUGCAGCAUUAAUACGUUGCACAUGUACACAGAAUGGCAGUAGUUACAACAUUUAUGAAGCUUUAGCAUCUGCACAGCCAGAAAGCUUGAGGGCGUAUGUUCUGCAUGUCAGAGUAUUUCUUAGGAAACUGAAAAUAAAUACAUUAUGAAAUUUCAGUUUUCGAUGUGUCACUAGUGUUGUCCUGGUGUCCUGUCAUGCCUGCUGCAAAACACACUUUGACCAGGGAGGGAUGCCUUAUGAAAUCCCACUAUAUCAUUUAAAUCUGCAGGAGUGCCACAGAAUUGCUUCUGUGUUAUUAACAGGAAGAUAAAACAUGAAUUAAAAACUCACUAUAUGCUGGCUGUUAUGCCAAGAGCCUUGCUUGCAUUCUUUAAUUUAAUUCUCACUUUAAACCCUAGGCAGUAGGUGCUGCUAACCCAUUUUUCCCAGUUAGAAAACUAGGGCCAACCAGGCACGGUGGCUUACGCCUGUAAUCCCAACACUUUGGGAGGCCAAGGUGGGUGGAUCACCUAAGGUCAGGAGUUCAAGACCAUCUCUACUAAAAAUACAAAAAUUACCCAGGCAUGGUCGUGCACACCUGUAGCCCCAGGUACUCGGGAGGCUGAGGGAGGAAAAUCGCUUGAACCUGGGAGGCGGAAGUUGUGGUGAGCCAAGACGUGCCACUGUAUUCCAGCCUGGGCAACAGAGUAAGACUCCAUCUAACAAAAAAAAAGAGAGAAAACUGGGGCCCAGUGAAUUAAGUACCUUUAAGUACCUUGUUUACUGUCAGAGCUAGUGAGCGUAAAAACAAAAACUAAAACUAAAAAACCUAGUGAGCGGUAGGAACCAGGAAUCAAACCUAGAUUUCAAGGCUUGCGUUUGUACCAUGUGUUCACAGCCAAACUAUUGUAAAUUGCAGAGGUGACUGUAGCAUAAAAUCGCUCCCUGUUAUUAAUAUAUUCACAGUGAAAUAGGUUUUCCUGUUGCUAUGGUUUGAAUGUGUCCCUGAAAAGUUCAUGUGUGGGGAACUUUGUUCCCAAUGCUGCAGUGUUGAGAAGUGGGCCGUUGGGAGGUGAUAGAGUCCUUCAUGAAUGGAUUGAUUCAUUCAUGGAUUCAUGGACUAAUAAGGGAAAGUGUUAGUUACCACAAAAGUGAGUCUGUUAUAAAAGCCAAAUUGUUUGCCCCCACUGAAGUACAGAAAAAAAAAAAAAAGAAAGAAAGGAAAAAGAAAAGCCAGUUUGGUCAUCUCUCCUGAGCCUCCUUGCCGUGUGAUGCCCUGUACUGACUUGGGACUCUGAAGAGGCCCCACUGGCAAGAAGGCCCUCACUAGAUGUGACCCUGCAACCUCGGGCCUCCAGACUCCAGAACUGUAAAAAAUAAAUUUCUUUUAUUUGUGAAGUACCCAGUCUCAGGUAUUCAGUCAUAGCAACAGAAAACAGACACCUGUGAAAGACAUAUUUAAAAUGGACUCUACCAUUGCAUUUCUUAUGUGGAAAUUAUUACAUUUCUACCUCAUGAUUCUCCUGUUUUCUCACCAGAAGGAGUUAAUUUAAGAGGAGGGGGAAGCUGGGCGCACCAUCUCAGCUCACUGCAACAUUUGCCUCCCAGGUCCAGGCGAUUCUCAUGCCUCAGCCUCCAAGUGGCUGGGAUUACAGGCCUGCACCACCAUGCCUGGUUAACUUUUGUAUUUUUAGUACAGACAGGGUUUUACCAUGUUGCCCAGGCUGGUCUUGAACUCCUGACCUCAGGUGAUCCACCUGCUUCAGCCUCCCAAAGUGCUGGGAUUACAGGUGUGAGCCGCCGUGCCCGGCCUCAUUUCACCUCUUGAAGUUGAGUUUUCUCGUGAGGCAGUUACACUUGAUUUAUAACGUUCCUCUCAGCUUUAAAAUUCCAUAACAUUCCAGAAGCACUAUCUACUAGUGAAACAAUUUACUGGGAGAAGUAGUGAGUCACCUGUCACUGGAAGCAUCCAAGCAGAGUGAGAAUAGCCAGUUGUCUGAUACGCUGUAGAGAGAAUGCCUACAUUAGGUAGAAGGUUAAUAUUUGAUUUCAAUAAUUAAGCCAAUAAUAAAAAAUAGCACUGUGUAUGUAAUAUGUGCCCAGCAUUGUUCUAAGCAUUUACACACGUCUCAUUUGAUCUUUUCGGUAACUGCAAGGGGAGUGAGUACUAUCCCCAUUGUACAGAGGAUACUCAGAUCAGGGGCAGCACUAACCAGAGAUCUCACAGCUAGAGAGAGAUGGAGAUUGGAAAUCAGAUUGCUGUGGCCCCCAGCAAGUCCUAAUCACCACCCAAUUCUGUCAGCAGCCUCGGGGUUCUGGGAUGGGCAUGUCUUCCUGCUGGCCUGGGAUCUAGGUGCAAGGUGACGUGCCUGUCUCCGAGGCAGGGAAUUGAGCAUGGAAUGCAGACAGCAGGCUUGCCAACAAGGCCACUUUCCCAUGGCCUGCAGCAGAAAGGGGCUGCCUUCCACUGCCUGGGCCGCAAAUGCUCUGAGCCCUUCACCGGCAGCCUUAU